Monodelphis domestica (gray short-tailed opossum) is the source of this 10021-nucleotide messenger RNA. The record is from RefSeq and is a predicted model, not a curated record. Lineage: Eukaryota; Metazoa; Chordata; Mammalia; Didelphimorphia; Didelphidae.
UGGGGAAACAUAUGCUUGAAGCCUGCAACAAUAAUCUGGAAAUGGCUGUCACAAUGUUUUUGGAUGGUGGAGGAAUUGCUGAAGAACCUAGUACUAGUUCGGCUGGCGUAUCUUCUGUCCGGCCACAUACAGAGUGAUCUUCAGAACCUUCCUAAGACAAUUCACAUGGAAGCAAGACAAUUCAAAUGGAAGCAAUUCAGUUUCCUGGCAUGAUGCUGGUAGAAUAUCCAGGUUUUACAGACAUACAAUGAGGACAGCACAACAGCACUGUAGACCUUCAGUUUGGUAGGCAGCCUAAUACACUCUUCUUUCCCACACUUUCCUUCGGAGCCUCUCAAACAUUGAGCUAGCUGUGGCAAUGUGUACAUCAACCUCAUCAUCUAUGUGGACAUUCCUGAAAAGUAUACUGCUAAGAGAUGAAGUCCGAGCUCCAAUUCCUCAAAAGCAGGAAAUAUUGGUAGAACCAGAGCCCUUAUUUGGUGCUCCUAAAAGAAGGCGGCCUGCUCGUUCAAUAUUUGAUGGUUUUCGAGAUUUUCAGACUGAAACUAUUCGACAAGAACAGGAGUUGAGAAAUGGAGGAGCAAUAGAUAAGAAGCUCACUACCCUUGCAGAUCUCUUCCGACCACCUAUUGAUCUAAUGCAUAAAGGCAGCUUUGAAACUGCCAAAGAGUGUGGCCAGAUGCAGAACAAAUGGCUCAUGAUCAACAUCCAGAAUGUGCAGGACUUUGCUUGCCAGUGUCUCAACCGGGACGUCUGGAGCAAUGAAGCUGUGAAGAACAUUAUCCGGGAACACUUCAUUUUCUGGCAGGUAUAUCAUGACAGUGAAGAAGGACAGAGAUAUAUACAAUUUUACAAAUUAGGAGAUUUUCCUUAUGUCUCCAUCUUGGACCCAAGGACAGGUCAGAAGCUAGUAGAGUGGCACCAACUGGAUGUGACUUCUUUCUUGGAUCAAGUGACAGGAUUCCUGGGUGAGCAUGGUCAACUGGAUGGACUCUCCAGCAAUCCCCCCAAAAAAUGUGGCCGUUCUGAAAGCCUCAUAGAUGCAAGUGAAGACAGUCAGCUAGAAGCUGCUAUUAGAGCAUCUUUGCAAGAGACCCAUUUUGAUUCUACCCAAGCAAAACAGGACAACCGUUCUGAUGAAGAGUCUGAAUCCGAACUUUUUUCUGGAAGCGAGGAGUUCAUAUCAGUUUGUGGUUCUGAUGAGGAAGAAGAGGUAGAGAAUCCUGCCAAAUCUAGGAAGUCUCCCCACAAAGACUUAUUGCAUAGGAAAGAGGAGAACCGGAGGCCUCAGACUGAGCCCUCAGCUAGGACUGAGCCUGGAACUGCAACAAACCACCAAAUUCUGUCAGGAAUAGAUUCUGAAAUAUUGGAGGUGUUACCUGAGAAGUCAGAUGGACUUUCAGAGGGGCUGGAAAUGAAUGGACCAAAAGCACAGCUGAUGUUGAGGUAUCCAGAUGGAAAGAGGGAACAGAUCACUCUUCCAGAACAAGCUAAACUUCUAGCUCUGGUGAAGCACGUGCAGUCAAAAGGAUAUCCAAAUGAACGUUUUGAACUUCUCACCAACUUCCCUCGAAGGAAGCUUUCUCACCUUGACUAUGACAUUACAUUACAAGAGGCAGGCCUCUGUCCUCAAGAGACUGUCUUUGUACAGGAAAGAAAUUAGCACUGUGGCCUGACCUCUCUCAGCUGCCCCUCAUCCCUUUACUUGGGAUAUCGCGUCCCUGAGUGUACAGUUUGGCUCCUAGGACCACAGAGCCAACCUGGGCAAAUGGCCCCAACCCACUCUCCUCUUUGUCUGGGCUCACCUCCACAGCGUCCUUCCCUCUGUCUUUUGUCCUCCCUACCCCCUCCUCUUCCUUCUUUUUCCCUCCUAAUCUGGUGACCAAAUGAAAACCUAAGUAUACAUACAAUCUGUCCUAAUACUGGCAGCAGGAAAUGCUUGUUCCGUUUGGGAAAGAGGGAUGCUGUCUUGCACAUCACUCUCUGGAGAUAAGAAAAAAUAAUGUGACCUCCUCAGUUUUCCUAUGACAGAGGAAGGGCCAGAUUAAGAAAAAAAAAAAAAAGAACCACCUCCCAUCCCCUUACUUUUACUUACUCUUUACCCUUGGGAGAAAAAACAAAAACAGUGUCUUCGGUUUUUUUGUUUGUUUGUUUUUUUAGUUUCCUGUAAGAAAUAUCAUGUAACAAAAGACCCAGGCUUUUUGCUUAUGUGGAGAAAAGCGCUCCUUAUGAUAGUUUGUCAAAAAAUUUUAAAAUUUCUCUUUCCCUCAUCUCUCCUGUAGAAGAAUAGAUCCAUGGUAUGUGUGCUGUUGGGAAAUUGAUUGUCAAAUAUGGGAUGAGAUAGAUUAGGAUGGCUUUCAACACUCCUGCCUUAGACAGUUUUCUCCAUUGCUCUUUAUUUGGAAUUAUUUUGUGGAAGCUGUUGAUGCCAACAUGCUAGGAGAGUGAAUAGUAGUUCAGUGAUGUUUCUGAAUCCUUGAUACCCAUUUUCAAGCUAAUGGUAUCUUAAGAUUUUCCAUAAUUUCAAAAACUUCUUGUGUUGGGGAAAGGAAUAUGUUUACUCUUAGGACAGUAUAGCAUUUCCUAGCCCCUUCAUUUUCUGGGUCCAACAAAGGGUUUAAGAAUGGCAGGAGUUUCUUUGUUUUGGGGGGUUUUUUAGUAGUAGUUUUACAAUCAUGCAGUAAAAUGAUAUCUGUAAAUUAGAAAUUGGUCUUGCUGUUGAUCUUAUCUGUGGUGCUUCAGGGCUGCCUCAGAGAAAAGAGAAAAAACAAGUAACUGAAUGGUGGGUUUCAUUAGUUAGAAAUAAUGCAAAUUCACUUUGAACCCAAGGUAAAAUAGUCUUUAAGAAGCUAUACUGAAAUGAGCUGAGCUACUUUAAGAUUUUGGUUGUUCUUCACCUAUUGCAGCCAAAUGAUGCUUAGUGAGAUCAGAACUGAAAGCUUCUCUUGCAGAGAUCACCUCUAAACUCAGUCCCUAAAGCAACAUUUAAUUACUGGAGUGAGUAAAGCUGCUCUCAGUAGUCUUCAACAGAUGUAUUUUUUCCUGCCACCGAAAGCCUCGUUAAGGGAGAAUUUUAUAGUCAGCUCCAAAGAAGAAGCUAUGUAUUUUGGUUGAAUGCAACAGCAUUCACUUAUGCAGGAGAGUAAAGUAGAGACUGGGGUGAAAAUGGCAAUAGAACUAAAACUUUGUCUAUAUAGAGAUCAUACUAUAGAAUGUUACCCAGUUUUGUCACUGUAAUUUUAGCUGGUUCAUUUCUACACCUUAGAGGAAAAAUAAAUUGCUAAUGUUGGAAAUAAAGUACAAAGUUUAACUUGUAACCCAAAUUCAGAUAUAUUUUCAGAGACCAUUAGGCUUCCUGUCUAUUUUAAGAGAUCUUACCUUUUAGCACCCAAAGGAUAAAGGAGGAGGGGGGGGGGUAUCUUUUGUUAGUACACAAUUGUGGAAUGUGAUUUUUAAUGAUUGAUUGGUGAGGCACCCUCACUAAAGAAUGAAAUAUAUGUCUUCUAUAGGAAAUCAUGGGAAAGUCUUGUUUAUUCUUUAAUGGAUCUUUACAAAUGAAUGUCCUUACAUUUUCCUGAGUCUGUGUAAGUGCUUAUGUAUAAGUAUAUAAUUGUAUAAAUAUUUAUAAAUAUAUUUAUAUAAUUACAGUUUCCUGUAUGCAUUGAGUCAGAGUUAUCUAUCCAGAUCGGUGACUAAAGAGCAUCAUUUUGGUGUUUUUGCACAAGGUCCACAGGUUUACCAGCUGCUUAUGAUUCCUUGCAAAAACACAACUUUCUUGGUACUCUGCAAAUAAUAUAUCGGAGGGCCUUAGAUAUGAGCACUUAUUAACUAAGGAGAAGCAUUGUGCAUUUUCAGAAUAAAUGGCAGUUUUGGAUUAGAGAAGGAUCUAGGAAUCUUGAGUUUUCAGGUAGCACAAGGUUGUGGGUGUUUUCUAAGGCUAGAGAAAGACCAGCAAAGUAGGUUCACUUGGGAGGUACAGAUCUGUGAGCAAAGUGACAGCUAAGUAUAUGAAAUGUUCCUCCAUUAAAUUGCCUAUUGAACCUCACCUUGCCCCAACCCCCUUCCCCAGUUCCUUUUGUUAGCAUCCUUUUUAGGAAAAAUAGCCAGUAAAAUGUUCAAAGGUGGGUUCGAGACUUUCUGAUAAAGCCUAGGAAUUUUGGGGUGACUAUUUAGUAUAGUGAAUCUUGAGGGUGGAAAAGGGGUUUGAGUAUAGAGAAUUGAAAACAGCUAUAUGAGAAAGAACAAGGAUUCCCCCACCCUGAGCCUCCUAAGCACUUUGACAUUGAAGUUCAGAAUGUGGUUCUUGCAUUAUUCCAUUUUAUCUCAAGGUAGAGACAUUACUGUACAGAGGAUUUUAAGGCUCCAGAAAAGGUACAGAGCUUACCACUCCCUCAGCUGAGGAGCACAUACUUUAUCAAGUGUUCUCUAAUUCCAGAAAAAUUUGCUGCUACUACUUAACAUUAAUACACUUCUGUGUCUUCUUUCUCUCCAAUAUUCUUUAAACAAAAUUAAAAUAGCGAUUUGGCUAUUUUGGAGGCAAAGAGGGAGUGUUGUGAUUUAACUGUGAGGGCUUAGAUAAUAGUGGAGCUCAUUAAGUGGUUGAGAAAGAAGCACACUGGUUGUACAUUUAGGCUUCUUUCAAGACGUUUCCCUUGUUCUGAGUCUCCCUGGACUAAUAGAAAAAGGGGGAGAGAAUGUUGUGACUAUAAAAGCACUUGUCUUGCCCUAGUUAUGGAAAUACUGUUUUUGGGAAGGGGAUUGCUGAGAAGCAGGGGUUUAUAUGAAUUACAUUAAAUGAUUGUGUUAUUGGUUCAAGUGUUGAUGGAAGUUUGGAGGUCAGAGGUAAAAGAAUUUAUAAUCCAGCCGAAGACUUAAGAAUGUCCAAGCAACAUCCUCUUACAGUAUUUUAUUUCCUCUAGUUUGAUGCUUUUCCUAGCCUGCUUCGAUCUUCAAGGAAAGGUAUCCAUGGGGGCAGUGUCCAGAUUCACGAAAAUAUAACUUUAUAUAACAGUUCAACAGCUUUGAUAAUGAUGGUUAUUUUCUUCAACACACAGGGGCAGGUUGGGAGGGUAUUUGAUAGGUGGGCAGGGUUUGGGGGAGGGGGUGGUUUGGGUAGGGAACAUACCUGAGAAAUAAACCAGGCCAGAGGAAUUAAUUGACCAACUGGUAGGGAAAAGUGAGUUCAUAGAAUUUAAGUUGAAGAGAAAUAUUUUUCAUUUGAUCCAAGAAGGUACCCACUGAAGGAUUAAGAUUUUUACAACUUGGGAAAGAAAAUUGCUUUUAGUUAUAGUAAACCAUUCUAUUUCAAAGGCCCAUUCCUCCAAUAUUUACUACCAAAGCUAAAAUUCAAAAUUACAGGACUUUUAAAUUUGUCUCUAUUAAAAUAUGAAAAGGAAAAAAGGAAGAUGGUAGCAGAUUUUGAAGAGGACUUGCUCUGACCAUAGAAAUUUCCCAAUUCAGCUGUUUUGAGGGGCUAGCUUUUAAUGCUAAUUAGGAAGGUAUUUUUAAAUGAGCACACUGGUAAAAAUAGAGGGAAAAAGGGACUUCAGUUAUUAGAUUGCUUCUGUAAUAAAAAGAAUCGCACAUAAUUAUUCUAACAAUAUACUUCACAUCUUUAAGAAAGGAAGGAUACACUUUCUUCCCUGUCUUCAAAUGUGUUAUUUAAGGGCUUUACCUAUGUCAACUCAUUCAGGUAUUACUAUCCAGUUUUCCAGGUGAGAAAAUGGGCCCAAUUAAGUUGAUCACACAAUUAAGUGUCAGAGGUAGUAUUUAAACCCAGGUCUUCCUUAAUCCCAAGUUCAGCACUCUAGCUGCUACUUCACUUUGCCUCUCACUUGACACAUCUGUUGAAUACUGACUCCUGUGUGAUCAACCAUAGAUAGAUGAUGAUCUACUAAAAGGAAAGUAUAAAAGGUAAAGAAGUAUCAUCUAAACCCCCUGUUCUCGAGGAGUUUGUUUUCUAGGGGUAAAUGAUAUAAAUGAAGGAAUCAGAGAAUGAUGAAUUAUUAAAUUGCCUGUUAAUUGAUGUGUUAAAAAUGCAGAGAAGAUAAAGAACAGUGUACAGUGUGUGCUAUAGUGGUCAGAGAAAACUUCAUGGAAAAUGUGUUUCUUGCAGUAUGGGUAGCAAAUGCAGGCCACAUUUUUAUAUAAAGUGACAAACUCCUUUGCUCCAUUUCUUGCUUACCACAGUUUAUGGCAUGAUUGGUUGAAUCCUUUUAAAUUUUAAUGUUAGUCUUAUCAAGAUUACUAAUACCUGAAUUUGAUUCCUCAUCUUAGCCUUGAGACUAUAGUUUACCUGGAGAUACCCCAUAUUUGGAUACUUAGUAGAAAGGGACUGUAUGAUGGACCUUGGUACAAAUUGGAGAAAGAUAUCUAAGCUCUCUGCCACAAGCCAAGUCAUUCAUUAAUGCCCUCUUUUUUGUUGUUGUUGGUUGCCCCAGAAGACUUCAGGGUAUAGCUAAUAAAGCUUUCCUUUGCCUUAUGUUUGAGAACUAGUUUUUUGACUGAUUUAUUAAUCAGCCCUGCCUAUUGAAAUUCAAUAGUAGUUCAGUGUUUUUUUUAGGUUUAUUCCUGAUCAACAUUGCCUCCAAAUAAAAGAUAAUUAACCCAGAUAGUUCACCAUUGCUGUAAUUCUGUUAUUCUGUAGACUUCUUUGUCUUGAAGCUUAGGAUAUUCACUCUGCAGUAAAUUUAUGAGGAUUGGUUUUGGAAUCUAAAUUUUCUUUUUUUAAAGAAACUUUCUAAGACUCCACAAGGCUAUAAGUUUCAGAGAGGCUGCUGACCUAAAACAGUAGUAGAAUUUUCUUAUACAGAAGUUCCAUUUAUCAUUGAUUUCACAGAUUCAGCACUUAAUCCCCCCAUCCUAUUAGAUUGAUCUACAAAAAAACAAACUGAUAAAGGCAUCUCUGUAUACAGGCUCCUUUUUGUCCUGACAUUUUUCCCAUUGAGAUUUUUGCACUUUGUCUCUCAAAUACACUUAUGUCAGGUGCUCAUUAACUUUAUUGUCUCUGGGGUUAAUAAUUAAGUUUAUGAAGUUGAACACAAGUAGAAUAAUACUUCUGUUGGUCCUGUUAGGAACACAAGGAUUUUGUGGUCAUAUGUGUUUUAGGGAAUGCAGUGAACAUUCUACUAUAAUCCUUGAGUGGUGGCUUUUUUUUUUAAUCAACUAUAUAUAAAUCCCCCAACAGAGAAAUGGCUUUCAGUCCUAAAGGAGACAGUUGUGUUUAACAAACGAAUGUGUCAACCUCUGUCAUAUAGGACUUUUUUGCCUUUUCAGCAAUGGCUUUCUUUGUCCACUCCAUUGAGGCAGCACUGCUGGUAAGAAAGCUUACUGGCAAGUAUGGUUUCAAGGUAAAUUUGGUGGUCUUGAAGGUAUCCUUCCAUUGAACUAUUUUUCUUGAUUGUGGUAUUUAAUGGUAUUUAUCAAGUGAUACUUUACUUGAAAUACCAGUUUUUCUCUUUAUUGUCUUGCUUUUUUUUAAUAAACCCUUCCCUUCCCUCUUGGAAUCAAUACUGUGUAUUGGUUCCACGGCAGAAGAGUGACAAGAGCUAGGCAACGGGGGUUAAGUGACUUGUCCAGGGUCACAGAGCUGAGAGGUGUGAGGGCAGAUUUGAACCUAGGACCUCCCAUCUAGGCCUGACUCUCAAUCCACUGAGCUACCCAGCUGCCCCCUAUUCUCUUGCUUUUUAAAAACCAUUCCUUGAAAAUUAAUUUGAUAAUAGCUCAUUUUCUAAAAUUUACCAUUUGACUUACUGAUGUCACUUUUGGAGAAGUAGUAAGAAAAUCUCUUUCCAGAAACAAAUGGAUGGAUAUCCUUGUUUUCUUAACCCCCCACCCCCCAUUCUGAAGAGAAUUCUUUCCUCUAUAGAAUUCACUGGCCUCAGAAGAGAGAAUCACAUAUUAAAAUGCUACUUUACUAGAAGCCUGUAGAAGAAGCAGAUUGGCAUUUUCCCUUAACUUCCAUGUCAAAGUCUUUGUUAUCUUUUUUGCUUAUCCAGAGACACACACUUUGAAUGUUGGUAUUUCACAAAAUGCUGGUCCACUUAGUUCAACUGAAAGUUGUUAUAAUUUGUGGUUCAGGCAUUUUUUUUAUUUGUUUGCUUUUGCCAAAUGAUACUAGUAGAAAUGAAAUUGAGUUUAGGUGAUCCUCUGAAUCUGAACAACUAAUGGUAAGGCUUAAAACAGUAACAAAAUCAGAAAAAGAAUCAUGUGUGAUGAACUCCUUACCUAUACAAAAGAUUCAUAAGUUAAUUUGUGAAUAUUAUAGUUUUCUGUAUUAGAUAUGGAGAUCUAUUGCAAAAUCAGACAAAUAUGUCUUUCUCAUAGCUAUUAUAAUGGAAACUCAGUUUGCUAAACAGCAGUGAUUCAAAAUAUAAACAGAUUUGUGUCACCUUAAUCCCAUGCUCUCUUUGACUCUUGAGUCUUUACCCCAUAGAUUAGCCCCACAUGUAGUGGAUUUUGUAUCACCAAAGAAUUUAUGUUUUGGUUAUCAGGAUGAGAGUGAUUUGUGCCCUCCACUUAUUGUGUGAAUAACAAGCUUGUGAUAAGAUCUCUUUGUUUAAUCCUCGGAGUCUUAGACCUCCUUGUUAUUUCUCCAUAUUUGUACAUUAGGUUUAGAAAAACAACACUUCCUGGAAAAUGGGAUGAAGCUUUUCCAUUGGUUUCUUUUCCCUUAGUUGGAUAGCAGUGGAAAGAUAAUCAGUUGAGUUGAACAGUUCUAAGAGCUCUAAGAAGGUGGGUCCAGGAGUUGCCAUCUAUUGAUCAGGCAGUGUUUUUUAGCUUCAUAAGGAUUUUUUCUAGUUUAACAACUCUCCCUUUGAGUCUUGCAAAAUAUUGACUAUAUAGUCAGAUGGGUUUUUUGUUUUGUUUUUUUUUCUCAUCUUACAAAGAAACUGCCAAACAUCUAUAGUUCCAUAGAAAAUUCAUGGCAGUGCUCAUGGAUACUUAAUGUUUUGAGUUCAACUGAAUCAUCCUGGACAUAAGAUUCUAGCAUGCUUUUACUAAUUGCUUUUUAUUUAAUGUUUUUAUUUUCCUUGCCUUACCUUCCAUGUUAUUCUGAGAUGUUGAUCAAGAAAUGGAAAUUUCAAUUAUAGUUUGAGUAUUUUUUAAAUAACAAAACCAAGAUGAAAGUUUGAUUCAAAAUAUUUCUCACGUAAAUCACAGACAGAAUUUAGAACUCCCUUAGGAAGUUGUAAAUUCCAGUAUUCUAGGUAUUCUAGGCAGAAGGGGAUAGUAUUACCAAAAUUGGUAAUUUAAGGAGAGACUUCUAGAUUUGAUUCCUAGACUAACCCUGUCCUAUUUAUUAAACCCAAGCUGUUAGUAUACUAGAAGUGUUUCUAACAUGUCCCUGGCUAAGAUGAACAUGUUCAAUUUUCUGGGCCUUUUAUCCAAGGUGCUAGGAGGUAUUAUUUCUUUUUGUGACUUUUCCCAGUGCUAUAAAGUUCUGGGACUAGUGAGCAAGGAGCAGCGAAAGGACCAUUAGUGUCAUCAUUUUGUUUAAAACAACAAAAGAAACCCUUUCUAUAGAUCUAACAAGUGAUUCUGAGUUAGGUGCUGAGAACACACACGGAUAUGACAGGAAAUCUAAAUGAGGCAGAAAGGGAUGACAUUGGUUAAGACAACUGUACUGUAACUGCUCACUAAAACUCAAUUCAUAGUUCCAGUUGUGCAUUUAAGCCCACAGAAUUUUUAGAUUGUUGGAUGUUUACCUAUAUCUAUAAAGUUUCAAAAUUAGGCUCUCUUUCCAGUUGGUGGUGAUCUAGCUUUGGCCAUACCAAAUUGUGAAUAUUCCUACUAUGUUGUACCCCAGUUGCUUUAUAUUGAUAUUGCAACUUGAAGUAGGGGGUGGGUUGGGGGAGGGGGGGAGUCUUUUCAAGACAUCAGCUCACUGUGCUGAGAGAGGGACCAAACUCAAGGAAACCUCUGAUCUAUACACACAACUGCUGCAUUUUUUUAUAAAUACAUGUAAAUGUCCUGUUGUAAUAUUUGAUCUUGGAAAUAAAAACAAAAACUGUUUUCAGUA